Homarus americanus (American lobster) is the source of this 2052-nucleotide messenger RNA. Its product is annotated as hyphal wall protein 2-like. The coding region runs from base 1 to 2052 and encodes 683 amino acids. The record is from RefSeq and is a predicted model, not a curated record. Lineage: Eukaryota; Metazoa; Arthropoda; Malacostraca; Decapoda; Nephropidae. The transcript has 4 exons.
AUGCUGGGAGAGCAGGACGUGGCGAACAGCGUGACACAGCGGAGGCACAGUAGAGACACCACCACAGCAGAUGCCCAGCACUACAGCAGAGACACAGCACCACAGCAGAGACACCACCACAGCAGAGGCCCAGUGCUACAGCGGAAACACAGCACCACAGCAGAGACACCACCACAGCAGAGGGCCCAGCACUCACAGCACCACAGCAGAGAGCAGACAGCCACAGACAGCAGAGCCAGUGCCCAGUGCAGCGGAAACACAGCACCACAGCAGACACAGCACCACAGCAGAGGCCCAGUACUAACAGAGACACAGCACAGCAGCAGACCACAGCACUACAGCAGAGACACCACCACAGCAGAGGCCCACCAACAGAGCAGAGACACACAGCACCACAGCAGAGGCCCAGCACUACAGCGAAAACACAGCACCACAGCAGAGACACCACCACAGCAGAGGCCCAGUGCUACAGCGGAAACACAGCACCACAGCAGAGACACCACCACAGCAGAGGCCCAGUGCUACAAGGAAACACAGCACCACAGCAGAGACACCACCACAGCAGAGGCCCAGUGCACACAACAGAGACACAGCACCACAGCGGACACAGCACCACAGCAGAGACACAGUACCAAAGCAGAGACACAGCAUCACAGCAGAGACACAUCACCACAGCAGAGAUACAGCAGAGACACAACACCACAGCAGAGACACAGCAGGGCCCAGCACUGCUACAGCAGAGACUUAACAUCACAGCAGAGACACAGCACCACAGCCGAUACAACAUCACAGCAGAGACACAGCACCACAGCAGAGACACAACCACAGCAGAGGCCAGUACCAAGCAGAGACACAGCACCACAGCAGAGACACAGCAAUACAACAGAGACACAGCACCACAGUAGAGACACAGCACUACAGCAGAGACACAGCACCACAGUAGAGACACAGCAAUACAACAGAGACACAGCACCACAGCAGAGACACAGCACAGCAGAGACACAGCACUACAGCAGAGACACAGCACCACAAGCAUUGGCUGCAGCACCACAGCAGAGACAGCAUACAGCAGAGACACAGCAUCACAUUAGAGAUACAGCAGAGACACAGCACUACAGCAGAGACACAGCACUACAGCAGAGACACAGCAUCACAUUAGAGAUACAGCACUACAGCAGAGACACAGCACCACAGCAGAGACGCAGCACUACAGCAGAGACACAGCAUCACAUUAGAGAUACAGCACUACAGCAGAGACAAAGCACCACAGCAGAGGCCCUUUACUACAGUAGAGACAGAGCACCACAGCAGAGACACUGCACCACAGUAGAGACACAGCACUGCAGCAGAGACACAGCACCACAGGAGAGACACAGCACCACAGGAGAGACGCAGCACCACAGGAGAGACACAGCACUACAGCAGAGACACAGCACUACAGCAGAGACACAGCACCACAGAGAGACGCAGCACCACAGGAGAGACACAGCACUACAGCAGAGACACAGCACCACAGGAGAGACACAGCACCACAGGAGAGACGCAGCACCACAGCAGAGACACUGCACCACAGUAGAGACACAGCACUGCAGCAGAGACACAGCACCACAGGAGAGACACAGCACCACAGGAGAGACGCAGCACCACAGCAGAGACACAGCACUACAGCAGAGACACAGCACUACAGCAGAGACACAGCACCACAGGAGAGACGCAGCACCACAGGAGAGACACAGCACUACAGCAGAGACACAGCACCACAGGAGAGACACAGCACCACAGGAGAGACGCAGCACCACAGCAGAGACACUGCACCACAGUAGAGACACAGCACUGCAGCAGAGACACAGCACCACAGGAGAGACACAGCACCACAGGAGAGACGCAGCACCACAGCAGAGACACAGCACUACAGCAGAGACACAGCACUACAGCAGAGACACAGCACUACAGCAGAGGAUACAGCACUACAGCAGAGAUACAGCACUACAGCAGAGACGCAGCACCACAGCAGAGACGCAGCACCACAGCAGAGACACAGCAUCACAUUAG